This is a messenger RNA of Ostertagia ostertagi, 384 nucleotides long. The record is from the annotation of a GenBank genome assembly. Lineage: Eukaryota; Metazoa; Nematoda; Chromadorea; Rhabditida; Trichostrongylidae.
AGGAAGCAUCUCAGUGGAGUGAAAUGUAGCUACAUCGGUCGCUUAAUUGGACUAAAUGGAAAUAACUUAAGAGAACUGCAACUGGAGACCCGAUGCCAUAUCGCCAUCGUCGGCAGAGGGAGCAUCAAGGACAGUAAGCUCUUCCGCAAGAUGCGUUACAAACCCGGCUUCGGUAAUCUGAGAGAGGACACCCACGUACUUGUCGAGGCCAAGGGAACAUCACGCAUGCCGAAAUUGAUCGAGAAGGCGAAAAAACGUAUUGCUGAUAUGUUCACUACGGAAUUCGACUCACUGAAACGAGAACAACUCAUUCAUCUGGCGAUGUUGAACGGAGCCAACAGACAAAGUCUUCAAGAAGUGAAGUCUUCACCAAGAUCACCUACC